Molecule: messenger RNA, 2487 nt
Organism: Paramuricea clavata
Lineage: Eukaryota; Metazoa; Cnidaria; Anthozoa; Malacalcyonacea; Plexauridae
Source: the annotation of a GenBank genome assembly
AUGAUGGCAUUGAUGAAGCAAGCAGAUUUUUUCUAUUUAUUUGACUCCCAUGCCAGAGACUCUAGUGGCAUGCCUGAUCCUAAUGGCACUGCUGUUGUCAUGAAAUUUGCUAAUAUUCUAGAAUUAGAACAAUAUUUGUAUUCUCUUUCAAUGACAUUGCAUGCCAAUUUAUUUGAAAUUGUACCUGUGCAAUUGAAUAUAUGUAAAGCUUCUGAGCAAAAAAGUAAGUGUGUACAGGAUCAAGAGAGUGUCCAAAAAAAGAGGCUUUUAGUAGAAAAUGAAGGUGAUAAACAAGCUAGACUUAAGAAAGCUAGUGAGUACAAUAAAAGAAAGCAGUCAAAGGAAACUGACAAAGAGAGGCAAAUCAGACUUCAAAAAGCUAGUGAAUAUAAAAAAAGAAAGCAGUCAGAGGAAACUGACAGACUUCAAAAAUUAAGUGAGUCAAUUAAACUGAAACGCUCAGAGGAGACUUACAAUGAACAACAAAUUAGACUUCAAAAGGAUCGUGAGUCUAAAAAAAGAAAGCGGUCAGAGGAAACUGACUGUGAGAGACAAAUGAGGCUUGAGAAAGAUAGACUUUAUAAAAAACAAAAGCGGGCAAAAAAAGUGUCACAGCCUCAACAUGAAGUAUUAAAUCAACAGGAUUAUUUAAAUAUGUUUGACACCAAUAAUGGCAGUAUUGAAGAGCAAUGUUGGGCUAAGGCUAACAUUAAUAAGUUUAAUAAGUCUGUGCAAUAUAUUGUCAGUCAGUGCACAGUAUGUCAGGAGGCAUGGCCCUUAAAAUCAAAACCAAAGACACCUUACAUGUGUUCACGAUGCUUUAGAGAUAAAAAAUCUCCUAAAAAGUUUUCUUGUGAAAAUUCAAUGAUACCUUCGUCUGUUCCAAAUGAAUUGCAGAAUUUAACUCAAAUUGAGGAAAUGUUAAUUGCUCGUGCUUUGCCUAUCAUGAGAGUUUAUAUUAAACCUGGUGGUCAACGAGGUUAUUCAGGGCAUUGUAUUAACUUGCCCCAAAAUGUCACAGAACUUGCAACAUCUUUGCCAAGGUACCCCAAAGACUUAACUGUGAUUAUUGUCAAAGUAAAAGGUAAAGAUAACACAUUCAGAGAUGUGACAGUGCGAAAGCAAAAAGUGCACAAUGCCUUAGUUUGGCUUAUCAAUAAUAACCCACAUUAUUCUGAGUUAACAAUUAAUGAAGAAGCAUUAAAUUCAUUACCUGAGAAUGGUGUACCACCAGAUCUCAUGACUGUUGAGACUGAUGAUGAUAUAGUCUCUGAUGACAAUUGUUCUCCAGAUGCAGGUCCUCCUACUGAUAACCCAUCGGAGGAUAAUGUUUAUAAUCACUCUACUGAAAUGAGUAGUUUUUUACCUGUUGGCAAACAACAACAACAGGAAAUUGAAGCUGUUAGAAACCAGCUGUCUGAAAAUGAGCCAAUGCCAUGGCCCUCAGUUGAAAAUGAGCCAUUAAAUGAGUAUCAGGUAUCACAUCUGGCCACAAUGGCUUUCCCAACUUUAUUUCCAGAUGGGAAAGGUGAUCCUACUAAUCAAGGACUUCUGAGAGAUGUCCCUCUUCAGGAACGAAUAAAGCAUCUUCUAAAAUUUGCUGAAAUUAUUGAUGGUAAAUGGGUAUACCGUUUUGCUAACCACCCUAGAUUUUCUUAUUGGGCGUUUAAUAUGAUUCAAAGAAAACGAAUUUUACAACAAAGUGGAAUAUUCCUCAAACAGAACCCAGGUGAAGCUCAUCUCACAAUUGAUGAACUGCGUGAAAUGGCUGUCAGUAACAAUGCUAAUGUAUUUAUGUCUAAAGUAUCGAGAUAUGUUGGCAACAUUGCAGGUACUAAUGCUUACUGGAAUAGGGUAAGAGAGGAACUCAAAGCUAUCAUAACUAGUGUUGGAGCACCAACAUUAUUUUUCACUUUCUCCUCUGCAGAUAUGCAUUGGCCUGAGUUACAUGCUUUAUUUAAAGCUGACACUGACAAUGAGUUAGGUAACUCUACCAGUGAGGUAAGACGACAAAAUGUUAUUAACAAUCCCCAUGUCGUAGAUUGGUUUUUUACCCAAAGAUUAGAAAGCUUUGUAAAACACUGGCUUUAUGAUACUCUUGGUGCAAAAUGGCACUGGUUUAGAUAUGAAUAUCAAGGUAGAGGUAGUAUCCAUUGUCAUGGUACUGCUAAACUAAAUAAUGACCCAGGUUUGUGUCAACUUACUCAGACUGCUUUGAAAGGUUUCUUAGCUCAAAAAUUUAAAGAUGAAAAUGAUUGUUCUGACACAACUGAACUAGACCAGGAUAUUGAAGCUGGUCAAAAAGCAGCUGACACAGUAUGUCAGUAUGUUGAUUGGUUAUUAUCAACCAUCAAUCCUAAUCCACCAGACGAGGACAUGUGGAUAAGACCUGAGGUUCAUCCAUGUCAAAGAAGUCAUGACAUUCCCGAGCAUGAAAAACAAUCAGAUUAUGUAGAUCUAUUAAACAUGGUUCAACGACAAAUUUGA